AUGAGAACAGCAUUUUUCGCCGGGCAACUACGAAACCCAUCCUCUCAUCGCUUCCUCAGGGGCUUGCCUCUAACCGAACAUCCAUGGCUUCCCUUCUCCACCUCCGCCAGCCAAACCCCACAAGACCACGCGGCUAAGCCAGGAUCCGCCGGCGGUCCAGCUCCGAAGAGCAAAUUCUAUUCCCCGGCUGCUUCCCCCAACGGAGGUGACGAUGUGAUCCUCUCGAACAUGAUGAUCACCAGCUACGUCCGAUCCGGUGACCUGGAUGCUGCUCUCGGCGUGUUCCGCAACAUGUCCGUCAGAACAACGGUCACAUGGAACUCGAUCUUGGCCGGCUACUCGAAGUUGCGCGGGAGAUUGAGAGAUGCCCAGGAGGUGUUUGUGAAAAUUCCCCAACCAGAUACCGUCUCCUACAACACCAUGUUGGCGUGCUACGUCAACAGCUCUGACAUGGAAGCGGCUCUAGGCUUCUUCAAUCGAAUCCCUCGCAAGGAUGCAGCUUCUUGGAACACGAUGAUAACCGGGCUAGCCCGGAAUCAGCGAAUGGAGGAAGCGGGGAAGUUGUUCUCUGCAAUGCCGUCGAGAAAUGUUGUUACUUGGAACGCUAUGAUUUCUGGGUAUGUUGAGUGUGGGGAGUUGGAUAGAGCGGUGAAGCUUUUCGAAACUGCGCCGGUUAAGAGCGUGGUUGCUUGGACGGCGGUGAUAACUGGGCACAUGAAGCUUGGGAGUAUUGAAACUGCAGAGAAGUUGUUCUGGGAAAUGCCGGAGAAGAACUUGGUCACAUGGAACACAAUGAUUUCUGGUUAUGUCGAGAAUUCUAGAGCUGAAGCUGGUGUGAAGCUGUUCAAGAAAAUGAUGGCCGGCGGUGUUAGUCCAAAUCCUUCAACCUUGAGCAGUGUUUUGUUGGGAUGUAGCGAGUUAUCUUCUCUGCAAUUGGGUAAGCAAGUUCAUCAGCUAGUGUGUAAAUCACCACUGCAUAUCGAUACAACAGCAGGGACCUCGUUGAUCAGCAUGUACUGUAAAUGUGGAGCUCUGGAAGAUGCCAAGAAGCUGUUUGUAGAAAUGCCCAGAAGAGAUCUCGUCACGUGGAAUGCCAUGAUUUCAGGUUAUGCUCAGCACGGAGCAGGCGAACUAGCUCUUAGUUUGUUUGACGGAAUGAGGAAAGCUGGGAUUAGUCCAGACGGGAUAACCUUUGUUGCAGUUUUGCUAGCUUGCAACCAUGCUGGAUUACUCGAUCUAGGGACAGACUACUUCAAUUCGAUGAGGAAGGAUUACGGGGUUGAACCAAAACCGGAUCACUAUAGUUGUAUGGUCGAUCUUCUUAGUCGAGCUGGUAAGCUUGAUGAAGCUGUAGACUUGAUCAAGAAAUCGCCAUUCAAGCCUCAUCCGGCUAUAUAUGGAACCCUUUUGGGUGCCUGUAGGAUACACAAGAACACCAAAAUUGCCGAAUUUGCUGCAAAGAACCUACUCGAUCUUGACCCGACGAGUGCAGCUGCCUACGUUCAACUCGCCAAUGUCUAUGCUGCAACGAACAAGUGGAAUGAUGUUGCCAGGGUCCGUCAGUUGAUGAAUCGGAGCAACGUGGUGAAGACACCUGGGUACAGUUGGAUUGAUGUGAAGAACAUAGUCCAUGAGUUUAGAUCCGGGGAUAGAAUUCAUCCACACUUGGGUUCGAUACACGAGAAGCUAAACGAGUUAGAGGAAAAGAUGAAGCUGGCCGGUUACGUCCCUGAUCUUGAAUGUGCAUUGCAUGAUGUUGGGGAAGCCGAGAAAAAGCAGUUGUUGCUGAGGCACAGUGAGAAGCUCGCCAUUGCAUAUGGGCUGAUGAAGCUACCGCCAGGAGUUCCUAUUCGGGUGUUCAAGAACUUGAGGAUCUGUGCGGAUUGCCAUCGCGCAGCAAAGUGUAUUUCAGAAAUCGAAAAGAGGGAGAUAAUCGUGAGGGACACUACGAGGUUUCAUCAUUUCAAAGAUGGAUCUUGCUCUUGUAGGGAUUACUGGUAG
Molecule: messenger RNA, 2001 nt
Organism: Linum tenue
Lineage: Eukaryota; Viridiplantae; Streptophyta; Magnoliopsida; Malpighiales; Linaceae
Source: the annotation of a GenBank genome assembly